CUCACUCCCGCCCUCACACUCACCGCCUCACACGCACUCACGCACGGUAGCGGCGGCGGCGCAGCUCCCACCGCGGGAGAAGAUCCCGUCAGAUUUGAAGUUCCGUCCCGUGCUGCUCUACCUUCUACUGAGAGCUGGAAAAAAAUUUUAAGAUAUUUCAAGACUUUCCUUUCCAGCAGAAUAUGACAGAUACCUAGCAUCUAGUAAAACCAUGGCAGCGGCUUACCUUGAUCCAAAUUUAAACCAUACUCCAAGUUCAAGUGCAAAGACUCACCUUAGUACUGGGAUGGAGCGUUCUCCAGGGGCCAUGGAACGAGUCCUUAAAGUCUUCCAUUAUUUUGAAAGUAGCAGUGAACCAACGACGUGGGCCAGCAUUAUCCGACACGGAGAUGCUACAGAUGUCCGAGGCAUAAUUCAGAAGAUAGUAGACAGUCACAAAGUGAAGAACGUGGCCUGUUAUGGAUUACGGCUCAGCCAUCUGCAGUCUGAGGAGGUCCACUGGCUACAUCUGGACAUGGGUGUGUCCAAUGUGAGGGAGAAAUUUGAACUAGCCCAUCCUCCAGAGGAAUGGAAAUAUGAACUGCGGAUCCGUUAUUUACCCAAAGGAUUUUUGAAUCAGUUCACUGAGGACAAGCCAACACUAAAUUUUUUCUAUCAGCAGGUGAAAAAUGACUAUAUGUUAGAAAUAGCAGAUCAAGUGGACCAGGAAAUUGCUUUGAAGCUAGGUUGCCUUGAAAUCCGGAGAUCCUACGGGGAGAUGAGGGGCAAUGCACUAGAAAAGAAGUCCAACUAUGAAGUUUUAGAGAAAGAUGUUGGCUUAAGGAGAUUUUUUCCGAAGAGUUUGUUGGAUUCUGUAAAGGCCAAAACACUACGUAAACAGAUCCAGCAAACAUUUCGACAGUUUGCCAACCUCAAUCGAGAAGAAAGUAUUCUGAAAUUCUUUGAGAUACUCUCUCCUGUGUAUAGAUUUGACAAGGAAUGCUUCAAAUGUGCUUUGGGUUCAAGCUGGAUUAUUUCAGUAGAGCUGGCAAUUGGCCCAGAAGACGGAAUCAGUUACCUUACGGACAAGGGCGCUAAUCCUACUCACCUGGCAGAUUUCAAUCAAGUGCAAACCAUUCAGUAUUCAAACAGUGAAGACAAGGAUAGAAAAGGAAUGUUACAACUCAAAAUAUCCGGGGCACCUGAGCCUCUGACAGUGACAGCACCAUCCUUAACCAUUGCAGAGAAUAUGGCUGACUUGAUAGAUGGAUAUUGCCGCCUGGUGAACGGAGCCACGCAGUCAUUUAUCAUCAGGCCCCAAAAAGAAGGUGAAAGAGCUUUACCAUCAAUACCAAAGCUGGCCAACAAUGAGAAGCAAGGAGUGCGGUCACACACCGUCUCUGUGUCAGAUGAAAUUAGUGGGGACGAAACAGAUGACUAUGCGGAGAUUAUAGAUGAAGAAGAUACUUACACAAUGCCCUCAACCAGAGAUUAUGAGAUUCAGAGGGAGAGAAUUGACCUAGGACGCUGUAUUGGUGAAGGACAGUUCGGAGAUGUACAUCAAGGAGUUUACAUGAGUCCAGAAAACCCAUCCAUGGCUGUUGCAAUCAAAACAUGUAAAAAUUGCACCUCAGACAGUGUGAGAGAGAAAUUCUUGCAAGAAGCCUUAACAAUGCGUCAGUUUGAUCAUCCCCACAUUGUGAAACUGAUUGGCGUUAUUACAGAAAACCCAGUCUGGAUAAUCAUGGAGCUUUGUACGCUGGGGGAGUUGAGAUCAUUCUUGCAAGUAAGAAAAUACAGUUUGGACCUGGCUUCCUUGAUACUCUAUGCUUACCAGCUUAGCACAGCACUUGCCUACUUAGAGAGCAAAAGAUUUGUACAUAGGGAUAUAGCUGCUAGAAAUGUGCUGGUAUCCUCCAACGAUUGUGUGAAGUUGGGUGACUUCGGUUUGUCCCGAUACAUGGAAGACAGUACUUACUAUAAAGCUUCCAAAGGAAAAUUGCCUAUCAAGUGGAUGGCUCCAGAGUCAAUCAAUUUCCGACGUUUUACCUCAGCUAGCGACGUGUGGAUGUUUGGUGUGUGUAUGUGGGAAAUUCUAAUGCAUGGUGUGAAGCCCUUCCAAGGAGUGAAGAACAAUGAUGUGAUCGGCCGAAUUGAGAAUGGCGAGCGGUUACCAAUGCCUCCAAACUGCCCUCCAACCCUUUACAGCCUUAUGACCAAGUGCUGGGCAUAUGAUCCUAGCAGACGACCCAGGUUUACUGAACUUAAAGCACAACUCAGUACAAUACUGGAGGAAGAGAAGCUGCAGCAAGAAGAACGAAUGAGAAUGGAAUCGAGGCGACAAGUCACCGUGUCGUGGGAUUCAGGAGGAUCAGACGAAGCCCCUCCCAAGCCCAGCAGGCCUGGCUACCCCAGCCCAAGAUCCAGUGAAGGCUUUUAUCCUAGUCCACAGCACAUGGUUCAGCCCAAUCAUUACCAGGUUUCUGCAUAUCCUGGUUCUCAUGGGAUACCAGCCAUGGCAGGCAGCAUUUACCCCGGCCAGGCAUCUCUCUUGGAUCAGGCAGAUUCCUGGAAUCAUCGGCCUCAGGAAAUAUCCAUGUGGCAAUCAAAUGUGGAGGAUUCUGGCACUUUGGACAUGCGAGGAAUGGGACAGGUUCUGCCCACACAUCUCAUGGAGGAGAGGUUGAUACGACAACAACAAGAAAUGGAGGAAGAUCAACGUUGGCUUGAAAAAGAGGAGAGAUUCCUGAAACCUGACGUGCGGCUCUCCAGAGGCAGCAUCGACCGAGAAGACGGGAGUCUCCAGGGCCUGGCUGGUAACCAGCACAUAUAUCAGCCUGUGGGAAAACCAGAUCAUGCAGCUCCACCAAAGAAGCCUCCUCGCCCCGGAGCCCCCAGCCAUUUGGGAAGCCUCGCCAGCCUCAACAGUCCGGUGGACAGCUACAACGAAGGGGUGAAGCCAUGGCGGAUUCAGCCGCAGGAAAUCAGCCCUCCUCCCACUGCCAACUUGGACCGCUCCAAUGAUAAGGUAUACGAGAAUGUCACUGGAUUGGUGAAAGCUGUAAUAGAAAUGUCCAGCAAAAUCCAACCAGCCCCUCCAGAGGAGUACGUGCCCAUGGUGAAGGAGGUUGGUUUGGCACUGAGAACUUUGCUCGCAACUGUAGAUGAAACCAUUCCAGUGCUCCCAGCAAGCACCCACAGAGAGAUCGAGAUGGCACAGAAGCUGCUGAACUCUGACUUGGCCGAACUCAUUAACAAGAUGAAGCUGGCACAGCAAUAUGUCAUGACCAGCCUGCAGCAGGAAUACAAAAAGCAAAUGCUCACAGCUGCUCACGCUCUGGCUGUAGAUGCCAAAAACUUGCUGGAUGUUAUUGAUCAAGCCAGACUGAAAAUGAUUGGCCAGUCCAGACCCCACUAAAUACCGAGGAGAGAGUUCUUGUCUAUCGGUUCAAGAAUACUGCUCGUGCAAGGGUGUUAUCUAGCCUUCGACCAGCAGUGGGGGGAUUAGCCUUGCAUAGUCCUGGAUUUCCAGUGACUCCUGCUUCAGCGGAUCUGACUGACAAGUGUUGGUUUUCUCUUAUGAAAGUUUAAACCAAGUUUUUAUCAAAAAGCCAACAUGGUCUGAGAUUAAAAAUGUGGCAUUAUCACAGAAUUAAGUUUGUACAGAAGCCCUUGGAAGUGGUGACUUGGGAACGCAGUUAAAUUUUACGUGAUCACAUAGGACAUGCUUACCCUAAUGCUGCCCAGGGGUUAAAUCUCAGAGCCAGAAUUGUCCAAGCAGCAGACUGAAGAAAGAUAUUGUGAAGUGAAGAAUUCUGGGAAACCUCAGGGCUGAGAAUUCUUGCCCACAGUAUGCGAACUAUCCAGACUGGAACCUUUUUUAUUAGAACACUUACGUCGCAAUAUGCUAAUCACGAUUUACAGAGAAAAUAAAAAAGCUAUAUUUUCAAGACUUCAGUCAUUUCAGAACAAACUAAAGCCCUCUUCAUCUUCCUGCCUUUUACUUUUAUGUGGAUAUGUGAAGCAUUUGUUUGGAAACUAGCUGUAGACACAACUGAAAACUCUUGUAUGUCUUUUUCACCAGAAUAACGUGCCAGUUUUUUGUAGCAAUGUUAUUUUCCUCGGCAGCAAAAAUGCUGCUUUGUACCAGAGCAACCCAGAGCUGCAUUUAGAAGAGAGAUUCUGUAACCAUACAUGUUCCCCAUUUUUUAUAUAAUUUAUAAAGAAAGAUUAAAGCCAUGUUGAAUAUUUUAAACCCACUGUAGUUAACUAACCCAUCUUUGUGUCUAUCUUGCCUGGGAGGAGUUACAGCAGAGCAGUGUGACUAUUUUCUUUGGUUUACCAGUUAUACCAUCUGUUCUGUUCAAUAAAAACCACACUCCCUUUUGGUUGUUGGGGGAUAUAAAUUAUUCUCAGGAAGAAUAUAAUGAACUGUACAGUUACUUUGACCUAUUAAAAAGGUGUUACCAGUGAAA
Molecule: messenger RNA, 4454 nt
Organism: Gavialis gangeticus (Gharial)
Lineage: Eukaryota; Metazoa; Chordata; Crocodylia; Gavialidae
Gene: PTK2
Product: protein tyrosine kinase 2
Exons: 36
Coding region: 212-3397 (1061 amino acids)
Biological process (GO): protein phosphorylation; signal complex assembly
Cellular component (GO): focal adhesion; cytoskeleton
Molecular function (GO): protein tyrosine kinase activity; ATP binding
Source: RefSeq, a predicted model, not a curated record